Erinaceus europaeus (western European hedgehog) is the source of this 1498-nucleotide messenger RNA. It is a transcript of the gene ECSIT, whose product is annotated as ECSIT signaling integrator. The transcript is spliced from 8 exons. The record is from RefSeq and is a predicted model, not a curated record. The coding region runs from base 130 to 1431 and encodes 433 amino acids. Gene Ontology annotation, cellular component: mitochondrion. NCBI's taxonomy places the organism in Eukaryota, Metazoa, Chordata, Mammalia, Eulipotyphla, Erinaceidae.
CGCGGGCUUCCCCGCCCACAGCGGCCCUUGACCCGGAAGCUGUCCCGACAACAUGGCGGCGCCCUGGACGCGGCAGGAGCCGCAGGGCCCCCGCGGCGGGCCGCGUGAGUCGGUGGUCACUCAAUAAACAUGAGCUGGGUUCGAGCCAUCCCACAGAUCCGGGGCUGGCGAGGCAUUGUGGGGGCCGCCUUCUCCGGGGCCGCUUCCUCUCAGGUGCCCCGCCAACCCCUGCGUCACAUCCACCUGGGUGCUGCCGCCCCCGGUCCGGCCCCGACCCCCUCUUCCUCCUCCUCUUCCUCCCUGGUGCCGCGCCCCCCGGUGCCCCACGAGGAGCUGUUCGGCCCCGGGUCCGAGGCGGGCCCACAGGACAAGGCCCGCUUCGUGCAGGCGGUCAGGGCCUUCGGGCAGCGCAACGCGCACCGGCGCGGCCACGUGGACUUCAUCUACCUAGCGCUGCGCAAGAUGCGGGACUUCGGGCUGGAGCGGGACCGAGCCGCCUACCACCUGCUGCUCGACGUGUUCCCCAAGGACGUGUUCCGGGCCCGCAGCUUCCUGCAGCGCCUGUUCGUCCACUACCCGCGCCAGCAGGAGUGCGGCGUGGCCGUGCUGGAGCAGAUGGAGAACCACGGGGUGAUGCCCAACCGGGAGACGGAGUUCCUGCUGCUGCAGGUGUUCGGGAAACACAGCCACCCGAUGCGGAAGCUGCUGCGCAUGCGCCUCUGGUUCUCCCGCUUCCGGGCCGCGAACCCCUUCCCGCUGCCGCGGCCGCUGCCCCGGGACCCACUGCGGCUGGCGGGCCUGGGCCUGCGGCGCCUGGAGCCCGACCUGAGCGCGCGGAUCACCGUCUACCAGACUCCAGCGCCCCCGGACUCCACGGACUCCACGCUGUCCCCCGAGCCCGACAGGCCACACAUCGUGGGGAUCCAGAGCCCCGAGCAGCAGGAAGCCCUGGGCCGCCACGACCCCGCCCGGCCCGUCUUCGUGGAGGGGCCUUUCCCGCUGUGGCUGCGUGACCAGUGUGUCCACUACCACGUGCUCAGGGCCGACCCGCUGCCCCCCGAGUACAGGGUGGCCGAGGAGACCCCUGAGGAGAGGAACCUCUAUUACCCGAUGCAGCUGGACCUGGAAUAUGGUCGCGGCCCCUGGGACGACUAUGAGUUUGACAUCGAUGAAGUGGCAGAAGGGCCCGUGUUCGCCAUGUGCAUAGCGGGCGCCCGGGACCAGGCCACGCUGGCCAGGUGGGUCCAGGGCCUGCAGGAGACCAACCCCACGCUGGCCGGCAUCCCCGUGCUCUUCCGACUGGCCUCCUCCACCAGGGAGCCCCUGGACUCUUCCUCGGAACUGGCCGAGCAGCCCCCGCCGUCCCCGCCGCCCCCCGAGGGCCGGGAGGAGCAGGAGGACAACAGGCGCCAGCAGCAGGGCCAGGGCUGAGCCCCGGGCGGGCUGGGACUGGAGGGUCCAGCAAAUAAACUCGUCCCCACUGGGGGCCGCCCCCCUC